AGGACUCUACAUCUCUUCAUCAGGACGUAAGGUAAUAAGGUCCAUCACCAGGCUUCAAAUCUGCAGAGGUGGGAGCUCCGAAAGCAAAAAUGACUAAAUUUCUCACAGCUGUGGGCCUCCUGCUGGUUCUGCACAUCGCUUCAUCCAGCAAGCUGGUGUGCCACAUGACCAACUGGGCCCAGUACAGACCCGGGAGUGCCAAAUUCACCCCAGACAACAUCGACCCCUUCCUGUGCACACACGUCAUCUACACCUUGGCCACCAUCAACAGCUUCAACCAGAUCACGACCGUGGAGUGGAACGACAAUGAGCUCUACACAAGCCUGAACAGCCUGAAGAGCUACAAUCCAGCACUGAAGACUCUGCUGUCAGUUGGAGGCACAGUGAAUGGAGUGAGCCCUUUCAUUUCCAUGGUGGUCAAACCUGAGAGUCGUGCAGCCUUCAUCAGGUCUGCCAUCAGUUUUCUGCGUGCUCAUAACUUUGAUGGUCUAAAUCUGGCCUGGGAGUACCCUGGACACAAUGGCAGCCCACAACAGGACAAGGAGAGGUUCACUCUGCUGAUCACAGAGAUGACCAAAGCCUUUGAGGAUGACGCCAAAGACAACAGGAAGACAAAGCUACUGCUGUCGGCCAAUGUUGCCGGAGUCAGGGCAACCAUUGACAGAGCAUACGAAGUCAACAAGAUUGCUCCUCUCCUUGACUUCUUGAACAUCAUGACUUAUGACUUCCAUGGACAUUGGGAGACAAGAACUGGACACCACAGCCCACUGUACCGCAGUUCUCUUGACUCUGGGACACAUGUGCACUACAACAUUAACUCUUCUGUAUCCCACUGGCUGGAUCUGGGAGCCCCAAGUGAGAAGGUGCUUUUGGGCUUCACCACAUAUGGACGAACCUACCAUUUGACCACAUCAGCUAAUGGCCUCGGCGCUCCAACCAACGGGCCUGCAGAUGCUGGACCCUAUACUCGCACUGCAGGUUUCUGGUCCUACUUUGAGGUAUGUGACUUCCUCCCCAGUGCAACAAAUUCUUGGAUCCCAGAGCAGGAGGUUCCAUAUGCCACUUAUGGCACUUCCUGGGUGGGCUAUGAUGACAAACGCAGCUAUUCCUCAAAGGUCCAGUUGCUGACCAGAAAUUUGCUUGGUGGGGCUCAUGUGUGGACUCUGGAUAUGGAUGACUUUAGUGGGUACUUCUGCUCAGAUGGAGCCUAUCCAUUGAUCAACCACCUCAGGACAUCAAUGGGGUUUGCUCCAAAGCCCACCACCACACCACGCCCCACCACCACCAGGGAUCCCAUUUUAAACUUUUGUCAUGGCCGUCCUGAUGGGCUGUAUGAGAACUCAGCUGAUAAGACCUCCUACUUCCAGUGCUUCCAAGGGAAUACUUACCUUCACCGCUGCCAGCCUGGUCUCAUCUACUAUGACGCCUGCAAGUGUUGCGACUGGCCCUGA
Nematolebias whitei (Rio pearlfish) is the source of this 1451-nucleotide messenger RNA. RefSeq names its product chitinase, acidic.1 (gene chia.1). Bases 90 to 1451 code for a protein of 453 amino acids. Lineage: Eukaryota; Metazoa; Chordata; Actinopteri; Cyprinodontiformes; Rivulidae. Gene Ontology annotation, biological process: chitin catabolic process; carbohydrate metabolic process. Gene Ontology annotation, cellular component: extracellular region. The record is from RefSeq and is a predicted model, not a curated record. The transcript has 12 exons. Gene Ontology annotation, molecular function: chitinase activity; chitin binding.